AGCAAUUUCAACGAGGACUAGUCUUCGUAGUUCAGUCGUUAUUCAGGUAUCGCGCGAGAACGAUCACUUAUUAAGUCGCGAAUCGCGAGUUUAGUUAUCACGAAGAUGCUGAUUGUUCGUACUUUCAAUACCAACUCGGCCAGAAGCUAGUUUUAUACCUGUCAGAUAUAAUAUCACAAUGUGAUAAAUUUGCGAUCAGAACUAAUUGAAUUGAUAUUGUUGCGCGAAGUAAUCAGCAAGCAAAUUUAUUGAAGAAAUAAACUGAGAUAAUAAAUUUGUAAAAUGUAAAUAUAUGUGUAUUGUCACAACAAAUGUACAUAUCUUUAAGGAGAUAAGAUUGACAUAAGCUUUUACAACGUAGUGAUCAACAACUGCACCUCAUUCGUAUCCAAAUAUUCUUAACACAGUGCAAGGUGGAAAGUAGUAAGGAAUACCAAUUUGGAUAGUUCAGUGACACUACGUAACGGGAAUUCUUCAAAAAAUGCAAACGUUUCUAAAAUGUGAACAGAACAAUGGACUACGUGAAUUAUUAAUUACAUAAUUUUAUCUCAAACGCUGUGUGUAAUAUUCUCGCGCAUCUAACGUAAUUCUUUCUCUUGAUCGGAUCCAUCGUAUCAAGAAUCGAUUCGCGCACCUAAGCGAACUCGUGAAUCGCCGGAGGAGCAAUGAUGGAGAGCGUGUACGUAAUAAAAGUGAAGACAAAACCGCCGUUGUCGUCUUUAUAUCCAUCGGAGCGUCGUUACUCGGCUUCAACGGUCGGCGGCCUGUCCUUGGUCCACUUCGGUCUAGGUGUUCUGUCCCUCCUUCUGGGAACCCUCGCCUUGUCCCUGCAGGGUCCGAUUCUGUCUGUUGCGUGUAUGGUGCCGUUCGUGACGGGGCUCCUCGCUUGGCGGCGCUGGUACAUCAAUCGGAACAUCGCUAUUUUCUUCUACGGAAGCCUCUUUUCCUUGAUAGCAGCAAUUCUCUGCUUUGUUCUUACGAUCCUCGACAUUACGGCAGCUUCUGAUAGUACCGGAGGAUCUAUGUGGUCAUUGAAGACACCGAACGUUCAAUUUCAUCACGCCGACAAUGUCACGAACAUGAGCGCUCAUGUGAGAGAUAUCGUGUACAAUUCGCUCAACGUCACCAAAAAUGAUGAAUCGAGAUUGGAGGAAUCUAUUGGAUCACCUGUGACUUCGGAACCUUUCAGCAUCGAACUCAAUAUGUCAGAUUAUCACGACGAUGUUAGAAAUGGCAGUUACGACAAUCUUAAAGCGGAAGCGUCUUUGAUGUUUGAGGAAAAAUUGAUAUCGAGAGAAGUUUUUCAGGACGAAGACGCAAUGAACAUUACGCAGAAAUCUACGGAUUUGACAAAAGAUGAAACCGAUUUUUGGAAACAGUACGAAAACUCAUCGCACACAAGAAUGCUGUUGACGUUCAAUGUCUUGAUGGCGUCUCUUCUGGAGAUCUUCUGGUCGCUACUCAGCGCGAAAAUCGCGUUCCGCGGAAUGAUGAGUCCGGAUAGCGGGAACAUCAUCGCCGGGUCGAAGACGGUGAUGAGAUUACCAGUGCAGAAGAGAAAACCACCGGCACCCAAACCGCCGGAUAUCUUGGAUCACGAUCGUCGGCUGUCGGAUAAUCCGAAUUUUAACAACUUGCAUGGUCUUACUGGUCCAGGAGCGCGAUUACCUUUGCCGGAAUCUAGCAAAGAAUUUAGAGAAAGAGUCGAAAGAUUCCUGGCGAAUCAGGCAACGCAGAGAAUCGUUGAAGGUGCUUGAAGCUAACAAUUUCAAUAUAGAUUCUCUCUUUUUUCAUAAACACUAUUUAAAUUAUGAAAUAUUUAAAUCUCUAAAAAAUGUUCUUCUUUCCUUUGAUAGUAGAGUAGUU
Molecule: messenger RNA, 1866 nt
Organism: Pseudomyrmex gracilis
Lineage: Eukaryota; Metazoa; Arthropoda; Insecta; Hymenoptera; Formicidae
Exons: 2
Coding region: 666-1757 (363 amino acids)
Source: RefSeq, a predicted model, not a curated record